AUGGUGGGUGAUAAUAAAUCCUCAAUAACUGAUUUCAUUCUUAUGGGACUCUUUCCUGAGUUUCAGCAUGCCAUUAUUCUCAACUCCAUAAUCAUCUUCAUCUACAUUCUUGCCUUCCUGGGGAACACACUUCUGAUUGUCUUGAUUUCAGGCGACUCCAGGCUACAUACCCCCAUGUACAUUCUCCUCAGUCAGCUCUCCCUUAUUGAUUUGACAUUGACUUCUACCAUUGUCCCCAAAAUGGCCUACAACUUUUUCAUGGAGGAAAGGACCAUAUCAUGGAUUGGCUGUGGGACUCAAAGUUUCUUUUUUCUGAUGUUAGGAAUGUCAGAGUGCCUCAUCUUGACCCUCAUGGCUUAUGAUCGCUAUGUAGCUGUCUGUUACCCACUGCGCUAUCCCACCAUCAUGAGCCCCAGGUUCUGUCUGCACAUGGUUGCUGCCUGCUGGAUUGGAGGUUCCAUAAGCUCAUUUAUACACACAGUGUACCCUAUGCAUUUCCCCAUUUGUGGGUCAAGAGAGAUCCACCACUUCUUCUGUGAGGUCCCAGUCCUCAUUAAACUCUCCUGUGAAGACACUUCAGUGUAUCAAUUAGUGGUGGUUGUGACAAGCAUUGUGCUGCUUGUUGUACCUUUCAGUCUCAUCACAGCUUCCUACACUCUCAUUUUCCUCACUGUCCUCCGUAUGAACUCUGUCAAGGGCAGGAAAAAAGUCUUGGCCACAUGUUCUUCCCACUUAACUGUGGUGAGUCUCUUCUUUGGUCCAAAUAUAUUCAUCUACAUGUCUUUCACUUCAACUCAUAGUGCAGAGCAGGACCAAGCUCUUUCUGUUUUCAGCAACAUUCUCACCCCAAUGUUGAAUCCUCUCAUCUACAGCCUGAGGAACAAGGAGGUGGUAGCAGCACUCAAGAAGCUGCUGUGGAGAUGUAUGGUCUUAGUCAGUGACUAA
Messenger RNA from Elephantulus edwardii (Cape elephant shrew), 945 nucleotides. Its product is annotated as olfactory receptor 2T27-like. Gene Ontology annotation, biological process: G protein-coupled receptor signaling pathway. The record is from RefSeq and is a predicted model, not a curated record. Gene Ontology annotation, cellular component: membrane. Lineage: Eukaryota; Metazoa; Chordata; Mammalia; Macroscelidea; Macroscelididae. Gene Ontology annotation, molecular function: G protein-coupled receptor activity; olfactory receptor activity. Bases 1 to 945 code for a protein of 314 amino acids. The transcript has a single exon.